CCGCGCUUCACGCUUACUCCUUCCACUAUUGAAUCUCUUCAGUAUACCGUUCAUUAUGGCCUUAAACAUCAAAUUGAUCGCAAUCAUCGGGACAGGUCCCGCGGGAAUUGCAUCCCUCUAUGAAUUUCUUCACACCAACGCGGAUGGUACCUCCACCGUGGGUGGUGCUAGAUCGGCUGACCCCGCCUUCACCAAGGUUGUCGCCUUUGAGCAAAAAGACAAGGCUGGUGGGAUCUGGGCCCCCUCCUUCGAUGAAGCGGACUACCCUCUUCCACCCCAGGAUUUGCUCGACACCAACCAGUACAACAAUCCCGAUGUGAUCCAUCCAGCAGAGCCUGUGCCUGAGAACUUGGAGAGAGCGACCGCUUCCCAGCCAUUUGUGAAGCAUGCCAGCGAUGCCACCUCCAAGGAACUCCAGUGGAGCAGAAGUGGGGUCUAUUCCGACUUGUUCACCAACAUCCCGAACAGAUUCACCCGCUUCUCGUACAACAAGUUGGACGAAAAGUUGUUGGACACCUCGCGCCUCAUCUACCCGUUUAUGACCAAUACAGAAUUGACCAACAGUAUCAGACACAUGAUCGAGACGGAAAACUUGAACGAGCACAUCAGAACGUCUACCAGGGUGGAGAACGUGCAGAAGAAGGGCGGAAAGUGGGAGAUCACCGCCAGAAAGACCAGCAACGACGGCCUCACUGAGGAGUGGUACACCGAGGAAUUCGACGCCGUGGUGGUCUCCAAUGGUCAUUACACCGUGCCUAGUAUUCCGUGCUUUCCCGGCUUGGCCGAGUUCAAUGCCCAACGUCCGGGCGUGUUGAGCCAUAGCAAGUCCUUCCGGUCGGCGGAGGAGUACAGAGACAAGAAAAUUCUCUUUGUGGGGGGUAGUAUCAGUACCAUUAACUUGGUACAGUACGCCUAUCCACUCGCCAAAAGCGUGUAUCUCUCCAGAAGAGGGAAACAGAGACUUUUCCCGUGGAUCAACCGCGCUGCUGACUCGGAAGGGAUUGUUUCCAAAACCACCAUCGAGCGCUUUAUACCGGAAACCAACGAAAUUUUGUUCACCGACGGGACAAAGGAGUCCGGGUUUGACUUGGUGGUGUUUGCCACGGGCUAUCACUUCCACUACCCGUUCUUGAAGGAGUACUUGAAGAUCAAUGACCCGUCUAAUAGAAGCAGUGUCAGCGGUUUGUACUACAACACGUUUGCCAUCGAUGAUCCUACGUUGGGUGCUGUGGGAGUGACCAUCUCCACACUCAAAUUCCACACCAUCGAGACCAGUGCGGCGGCACUUGCUGGUGUCUGGUCGAACGCAAAGCAACUUCCAGCGCGCGAGGAGCAGGAAAAAUGGGUCCAGGACCAGAAGGAAGCCAAGGGUGGCUCCAUUGAUUUCCACUACUACACCCACGAGCAGGUCAGAGCCGGAUUUGUCGAUCCGGUGCACAAGUUUGCGGCGGUAGGAAGAGCUAGUCCGCUUGAGGUGGACGGUGAACAUCUCAAUGAUUUUGAAGUGGGCUUCAAGACGUUGGAGAGACUCUUCUACGGACUCAAAAACGGGGAGAUCACUCCAAAGGAUACAUUGCUUCGGGCAUAACGGUGAAUGCCAAUAGAGCAUUUAACUGUACGCAUAAUGAGUAUGAGCCUUCGAGAUAUAUUAGACGGGUUUAAUGGACCCUCUACGUAAAAUAAAGCGAUUUAUCAAAAACCAAUCUUGUGUCUAUGACUUUGCCAUUGACCAUGACAAUGGAAAUCCCUGAAGAGCGCAACCAGG
Molecule: messenger RNA, 1765 nt
Organism: Babjeviella inositovora NRRL Y-12698
Lineage: Eukaryota; Fungi; Ascomycota; Pichiomycetes; Serinales
Exons: 1
Coding region: 56-1588 (510 amino acids)
Molecular function (GO): flavin adenine dinucleotide binding; NADP binding; N,N-dimethylaniline monooxygenase activity
Source: RefSeq, a predicted model, not a curated record